AUGGAAUCUAAGAAUCAGAGCUUAGUAAGAUAUUUCAUUAUACAAGGGAUUUCCGGCCUCCCUGAGCUACAGGUUCCGAUCUUUCUCCUGGUUCUGUUUCUGUAUAUCUUGACUCUGGCUGGUAACAUGACCAUCCUUCUCCUGGUCUGUUUGGAUCGACACCUUCACACCCCCAUGUACUUCUUCCUGUGCAAUCUGAGUAUCCUGGACAUGUUUUCCACAACUCUUACUCAACACAAUGUCCUUGUUUUCUUUAUUACAAAGAACAACAGAGUUUCAUACAAUACCUGCAUAACUCAGAUGUAUUUUUUUGGGUGUUUUAUUUGCGAUGAGUUGUUGUUUCUUACGGCCAUGAGUUAUGAUCGAUAUGUUGCAAUCUGUAACCCUUUGUGUUAUCAUAUGUAUAUGAAUAACCAAGUUUGUGCUCUCCUGGCCCUUAGCUGCUGGUUAAUUGGAUUUAUAGAAGUAAUUCCUUACAUCAUUUUAUUACUAGGUUUCUCAUGUUAUAAAUCCAACAUAGUUAACCAUUUUUUCUGUGACCUCGUUCCUCUUAUGAAACUCUCUUGCAGUGACACAUCUGUUUUGGAAAUCCUGAGCCUCACAGAAGGAUUUCUCCUUAUGACCUUCACACCAUUUCUUCUUACCUUCAUCUCUUAUGUCUUUAUAAUUGUCUCCAUAUUAAAGAUAAGAUCCAGCAUCGGGAGACGUAAAGCCUUCUACACCUGUUCCUCCCAUCUUACUGUUGUCAUCCUUCUCUAUGUCACCCUCUUUUCCCAAUACCUGAAACCAACCGCAACAGACACUUCGGAAUCUUCAAAAUUUGUUUCACUUUUUAACACAGCUGUUGUCCCAUUACUAAAUCCUUUAAUAUACAGUUUGAAAAAUAAAGAUGUGAAGGUGGCCUUAGCGCGAAGAUUUAAAUGUAACUAUUAA
Molecule: messenger RNA, 933 nt
Organism: Pelobates fuscus (common spadefoot toad)
Lineage: Eukaryota; Metazoa; Chordata; Amphibia; Anura; Pelobatidae
Product: olfactory receptor 8G50-like
Exons: 1
Coding region: 1-933 (310 amino acids)
Biological process (GO): G protein-coupled receptor signaling pathway
Cellular component (GO): membrane
Molecular function (GO): olfactory receptor activity; odorant binding; G protein-coupled receptor activity
Source: RefSeq, a predicted model, not a curated record